Molecule: messenger RNA, 992 nt
Organism: Rhodamnia argentea
Lineage: Eukaryota; Viridiplantae; Streptophyta; Magnoliopsida; Myrtales; Myrtaceae
Exons: 2
Biological process (GO): cell redox homeostasis
Source: RefSeq, a predicted model, not a curated record
UCGAGCCCGGACCGUGGUUCUGCAAAUUUCCCUUCGCUGACCGGACUCGGAUUCGGGUCCGAGCAGUUGCGAGUCAGACUGAAGGACGAAGAAAGGCAUAGUAGAUUUUCAUGGGUCUUGGUUCCCAAACAGCCUCAGUUUUGCUUGAAAUGGCCAUGGGACAUCCACCGGAACCCCACCGACCCCGGAGGCUGUAGCUUUGAAACUCCAUGGUUAUUCAAAUCUUUGCAAAACAUCGGCUCUCUCGCUUCCAAUCUCCUCGUCCCUGCCUUAAAACCCCCGCUUUCUCAUGACCCAUCUUCUCGAUCCUCGGCCUUAGUUGCUGGAAACAGUAAAGACAAGGUCUUGAGGUCACAAAAGAAGGGCUUGAGUGCUGAAGAGCAAGGAGAGGCGGAGCAGAGAGCGUUUGCCUCUGCUCUGGCCAGUCGGAAGGAGGCCACUGUGAUUGAGUUCUACUCACCCAAGUGCAGGCUGUGUAGUUCUUUGCUCAAGUUUGUUCUGGAGGUGGAGGGACGGAAUUCGGAUUGGCUCAACAUUGUUAUGGCCGAUGCAGAGAAUGCGAUGUGGCUUCCUGAGCUCCUCCACUAUGACAUUAGAUAUGUUCCUUGCUUUGUGCUUUUGGACAAAAAUGGAAGCGCACUGGCAAAAACAGGCAUCCCAAGCAGUAGGCUUCAUGUAAUAGCUGGCCUCUCUCAUCUUCUCAAAAUGAAGCGUCCGCAAAACGAGUGAUUGCUACAUCAGGCAAUGCUGGUGAUUGAGCCGACACUGGAUGACAAUUCUUGAAAGCUAUUAUGGUAUUUGAAGUUGCCUAAGUUGAUUAGGUGGAAAUCGCCGACUGCCUUUUAUCCUUCUACCGGGAGUCGCCUGUUAAUGCAGUGAUUUGUACUUUUCCUUUUCUGUAGAGUCGUGACAAGCUGAAUAUAAAAAAGUUGCUGAUUGAUGGCCUUCUUCCCAACAGAAUGGUUGAGGGGUCGAAACCAAUUUCACGUCAA